Zonotrichia leucophrys gambelii is the source of this 2267-nucleotide messenger RNA. RefSeq names its product adenosine kinase (gene ADK). NCBI's taxonomy places the organism in Eukaryota, Metazoa, Chordata, Aves, Passeriformes, Passerellidae. Gene Ontology annotation, cellular component: cytosol; nucleus. Gene Ontology annotation, molecular function: adenosine kinase activity. Gene Ontology annotation, biological process: purine nucleobase metabolic process; purine ribonucleoside salvage. The transcript has 11 exons. The coding region runs from base 129 to 1214 and encodes 361 amino acids. The record is from RefSeq and is a predicted model, not a curated record.
CCGGCGCCCCCGCCCCCCGGUGGCGGUGCCGGCGCGGUCGGCGGGGCGGAUCGGGGCCGGCGGGGCGGAUCGGGGCCGGCGGGCGGGCCGAGGAGAGCGGAGCGCACCGCACGCCGCCCAGCGCGAAGAUGGCAGCGGGGGAGCCGCAAGCCAAGAAGCUCAAGCUGGAGCAGAAGCAGCAGCAGCUGAGUGAAAAUGUCCUGUUUGGAAUGGGAAAUCCUCUGCUUGAUAUCUGUGCAGUUGUGGACAAGGACUUCCUUGACAAGUAUGGGCUGAAGCCAAAUGACCAAAUUUUGGCAGAGGAGAAGCACAAAGAACUAUUUGAAGAACUUGUGAAAAAGUUCAAAGUAGAAUAUCAUGCUGGUGGUUCCACUCAAAAUUCCGUUAAAGUGGCCCAGUGGAUGAUUCAGAAACCUCACAAAGCUGCAACUUUCUUCGGGUGCAUUGGCAAAGAUAAAUUUGGAGAGAUCUUGAAGAAGAAGGCUGAGGAAGCUCAUGUGGAUGCCCAUUAUUAUGAGCAGAGUGAACAGCCAACAGGAACCUGUGCUGCCUGCAUCACUAGUGAUAACAGGUCUCUUGUAGCUAACCUUGCUGCAGCUAAUUGCUAUAAGAAGGAAAAGCAUCUGGAUUUGGAGAAGAACUGGAAGUUGGUGGAAAAGGCCAAAGUUUAUUAUAUAGCAGGAUUCUUCCUGACAGUGUCACCAGAAGCAGUAUUAAAAGUGGCUGCUCAGGCUUCUGCCAGCAACAAGAUCUUCAGCUUGAAUCUUUCUGCACCAUUUAUAAGCCAGUUCUACAAAGAGCCGAUGAUGAAGGUCAUGCCUUACGUGGAUGUUCUCUUUGGAAAUGAAACGGAAGCUGCCACUUUUGCUAGAGAGCAAGGCUUUGAGACUGAAGACAUUAAAGAGAUAGCCCGGAAGACACAAGCCCUGCCGAAGGUGAACACUAAAAGGCAGCGAAUUGUGGUCUUCACUCAAGGCAAAGAUGACACUGUAUUGGCUACAGAAAAUGAAGUGACUACUUUCCCUGUGUUGGUGAGUGAUCAGAGUGAAAUCGUGGAUACCAAUGGAGCUGGAGAUGCAUUUGUUGGAGGCUUUCUGUCCCAGCUCGUCUAUGACCGGCCGGUGACUGAGUGCAUCCGGGCCGGGCAUUACGCAGCCAGCGUCAUUAUCAAGCGUUCAGGUUGCACCUUCCCAGAGAAGCCUGACUUCCACUGAUAGUGGUGAAUUGGAGGGAUCAAGAGUAACUUCUGUGUUGCCAUGGGAUUGCUGCCUAAAUUUUUCCUCCUUCCUUUUCCUUACCUUUCCAGUACCUGCAUCAACGCUUCUGUACUUCUGUUCAUUGUAUUCUAAACAAAAUAUGUAUUUCUAUGGUGUUUUCCAUUUCAGACAUCUACCACGUCUCAGUAGUCUUAACUUUUGGGAACAGUGCUAAGUGAAGCUUACUAUCUCAUCCAUCAGGAAAAAGUGUUCUAUUUACACAGUUUCCAAGGAAGUCCCAUUUAAAUGGCACUGCUGAUUAACACCAUUAAAAUACUUCUGUUGAAUUAUCUAGUUUGUAUCCAGCUGUGGCCAAAUCCUAUUCAACUUACAUGAACUCAACAGACCUGACUUUAUUCCUAACUUAACCUUAUAAACAGGGUGCUGUUCUAUCUAUCUAGUAGAGUCAGACCUGUGUAAAGAGUGGUGUAAAUGUCCCAGGAAUUUCCAUACAUACUGGAGUGUACAAGAUCUGGCCAUCAGAUAGUCCAGCUUCCAUGAAAGUACAUCACUGUUUUAUCAGUAAUUUAAAGGCCUGAUCCACAGUUGUGAUAUCUUGCAUUCAGCCAUCUUGCACUGAUGGCAGUUGCUUUGGGUCUGGCCACUUUUAUCUCUCAGUAUGUCUCUAGGUCUAUAGGUACAGUCACUUUUAUCUGUCAGGUGAGCUAGCAGUUAGGUACUUUCAGUGAUUUCAGGGCAGAUGCAUGAGUUGGUGACGAAAAUAAACAUACAGAUAGGUCCUAUCUCCUCCAUGUGUGUUUUCUAGAGGCUGCAUUAAGGUACACAUAAUGAAAAUGAGGUACAGAAAUAUUUAUGCAGGAUACAUUGACAGGAUAUGCCAAAUGGAAUCUCUGAAACGCACAUUUUUAAACUUUUAAUUUACUUUGGAUAAUUAAGCAAUAUGGUGGAUUUUGUUUGUAUUUACAGUAUUCAAAAAGGUGAUCUGACACUGCAUUCAUUACUUUGCUAUGUAAUUUGAUACUGAUAAAUAAAAAAAUUGUCAUACAGUAA